Cornus florida is the source of this 1683-nucleotide messenger RNA. RefSeq names its product serine/threonine-protein phosphatase PP1 isozyme 3-like. Bases 362 to 1342 code for a protein of 326 amino acids. The transcript has 4 exons. Lineage: Eukaryota; Viridiplantae; Streptophyta; Magnoliopsida; Cornales; Cornaceae. The record is from RefSeq and is a predicted model, not a curated record. Gene Ontology annotation, cellular component: nucleus; cytoplasm. Gene Ontology annotation, molecular function: protein serine/threonine phosphatase activity.
UAUAUAUAUAUAAAGAGAGAGAGAGACGGGUGUCGCUCUCCGCAACAUGUCUUUUAGAGGAACCUCUCUCUCUCUCUCAAAUUUCUCUCUUUGCUUUUGUUUUUUCCUUUUUCAUUUUAAUUUCAGGGUCUGAGAGAGAAAAUUUUGAAAAGAGUUAUAAUCUAGAGGCCUAAAGCCAAAAUCCCCAAAGCUAGAGUCUUGGUUUUUAAGCUCUCCCUCUCUCUGUCUGCCUGUCUUUGGAGAUAUUAUGCUACUAUCAACAACCCCAGAACGAGAUCAAAAACAUCUCAUCCACACCCUUUAUUCUCUGCUACUGCUUUUUCGAUCUUGAUAUUGGGUUUGUGAGUAAGACCUGAAAAAUAUGGACCACGCGGCGAUAGAUGAUGUAAUCAAUCGGUUGCUCGAAGUUCGAGGCAGACCAGGGAAGCAAGUGCAGCUUUCUGAGUCUGAGAUCAGGCACCUUUGUCUACAGGCCAGAGAUAUCUUCUUGCAGCAGCCCAAUCUGCUGGAGCUUGAAGCACCCAUUAAGAUCUGUGGAGAUGUUCAUGGCCAGUAUUCUGAUCUUCUAAGGCUUUUUGAGUAUGGCGGAUUUCCUCCUCAAGCCAAUUAUUUGUUCUUAGGAGAUUAUGUAGAUCGUGGGAAACAAAGCCUGGAAACAAUAUGCCUUCUCCUUGCAUACAAAAUAAAAUAUCCUGAGAACUUUUUCCUUCUGAGGGGCAACCAUGAAUGUGCUUCUGUAAACCGUAUUUAUGGAUUUUAUGAUGAGUGUAAGCGAAGAUUUAAUGUCAGACUAUGGAAAGUUUUUACAGAUUGUUUUAACUGCCUACCUGUGGCUGCUCUUAUUGAUGAAAAGAUACUCUGUAUGCACGGGGGACUCUCUCCUGACCUGCAUAAUUUGGAUCAAAUCAGGAAGUUACAGCGUCCUACUGAUGUUCCAGAGACUGGUUUACUAUGUGAUCUACUUUGGUCGGAUCCUAGCAAAGAUGUAAAAGGGUGGGGGAUGAAUGAUAGGGGAGUUUCAUAUACCUUUGGUCCUGAUAAAGUGACAGAAUUUCUUCAGAAGCAUGACCUUGACCUUAUAUGUCGUGCACACCAGGUUGUGGAAGAUGGGUAUGAAUUCUUUGCCGAUAGACAACUUGUAACCAUAUUUUCUGCCCCUAAUUACUGCGGAGAGUUUGACAAUGCUGGUGCAAUGAUGAGUGUGGAUGAGACUCUGAUGUGUUCUUUCCAAAUACUAAAACCUGCAGAGAAGAAGCCAAAAUUUGGGUUUGGGAGCUCCACUACAACUAAACAAGGAACUCCUCCAACCAAAACCAAGUCAUUCCUUGGUGCAAAAGUGUAGUAAAUUUGUUCAUCCAAACGGAGAUAUAAAGAACAAGCUGUCGUAGUUCUGCAAUGUCAAGGGCGGAGGUAAAUGUCACCGACCCGGGUAUGAUAUCUGUGCAAAGGAAUUUAACAAAUCAGAAUCACUCUUGAACAAGACUUGAGAAGGUCUCCCCUCUUUAUAUGAGAUAGAAGGUGGUUGUACUUUUUCUUUUUUCUUUUUUCUUCUUUAAACUUUUAUGUACAACAGAAGCUGCAACAGGAAGGGAUUUGAGAUCACUCCAACAAAAGGUUUGCUGAUGAUCUCUUGAUUAUAAUCAAAGAAUGGUAUUCAAGGUAGACAUCCUUGGAUUUAAAUCA